Penaeus vannamei (Pacific white shrimp) is the source of this 2205-nucleotide messenger RNA. NCBI's taxonomy places the organism in Eukaryota, Metazoa, Arthropoda, Malacostraca, Decapoda, Penaeidae. The record is from RefSeq and is a predicted model, not a curated record.
GGCACAAGAAUGAAGAAGCAUGAGGAGCUUGAGACACCUACAUUUACUACUUCCAUUCCUGCCAGUGUCCGUCCUUAAGCUCUAUGGGAAAUCACAACCGCCAUCACACCAGCAGAAAUUUCAUUAGCAAAUUUUAUAACAUUUGAAAACUGUAAGACUCAGUGAUUGGUAAUAGUAAUAUAUCUGUGCCCAGUGUUAGGGAUGAUUGUGAGGUCAGGUGAUUUAGCAAGUGAAGGUCGGUCUGAGCAGCAUUUUCAAGCGGUGACUGACCUUGUUUUCUUUUAACCCCUCAGCUUUGGUAAAUAGAACUAUUUACUCAGGUGGAGGUAGGUGUGUUAAGCAGGCAACAAAUCAGUUAAAGCUAGGAGUAGCUUGUAUUUGAAACAUUUCAGUCAGGCCUGAUAGUUAUUAUUAUCUCCCACCGAGCCCCCAUUUACUUACAUUGAUUAUUAAUCAUUCUUACCACUUAAAAGGUCUCAUUGAUGCCUUUUAAUGAAUUUAGUAGCAAGGAAUUUUUAAAUGUUUAUCAAUGGUAGCCUAAGAUACAGCCUAUUUCUUUGAAAAAUAAGACGCUUGAUCAUUUUGCCCCCCCCCUCUUUUUUUUUGAGACAAUUCAUAGUUUGUGCCUUUAUACCUUCUAUUGAAGUGUGUAUCCUACCAUAACCAUUACCUUCAUUCCUUAAUUGUAUUAUUUCCAAAAUUGGAAUCCAUCCCUCAGUGAGCUUUAUUCAUUUAAUGCAAAUAGCAAGGGAUAUGCACGGUGGCAAGCAUUUGGGGUUAACAGACACCAUAUUUACCAAAGUUUUUUUUCAGUAAUCAUCAGAUAUCAGUGAAUUGUAAUGAACUGUCAUGAUUUUAAUCUUGAAAUUUCUUUUGUUGUAAAUAAAGUUCACCACCACAGUAUAAGUAAAAAAUAAUAUUCCUGUAUAUUAUUAGUUUUAUCUAAUGGCUAAAAAGAAUUAAAAAGUAAGCCAUUUUCUUUGUCUUUUUGUGCAUGUCACACCUGCCUUUUUGUGAUGUGUCUUUAUGUCCAGUGCAAGAAAGGUUGUCUCUCUUCAUAAGAAGAACUUUUGUUUUACACAACAUAGAAAAUCCAGUCAAAAGUUUAUUUUGCUAUGCUAACAAUAUUGAGCAGAAAAGCUUGUUAAAAAAGGAUACAAUUAUACCUUGAUUAUGGGCACCUGUUUGAGUUAGCUGUUUUUUUGUGAUUUUUUCUUGUUUAGGAAAAAAGGUACUUAUGCUAGAAAAAUAUGCUUCAAAAUGAAAUGUAUCUCACAGUUAUCUCAGAAGACAAAUCAUGUCAGAAUGAAUUAUAUGUAUUCUACCAUCAUAAGUUUUAUUUGUUAACAUUGCUAUGACUGACAGAUCACAAGUAGCGUACAUAUAUGGAGGUACCUGUCACUAAUUUCCCUUUUGUUGUAGAUGACAGAAGAGUAAGAGCAUGUAGGGAGUAGUCAAAGGUACUACUCAUAUUUUUGUUUUAUUACUUUGUUUCAAUUGUCUCAUACAUAGUAUGUUUUGCAUAUAUUUAGAAAUGACUAAAUACAAUUGAGUUUAUUUUCUUUGUAAAUGUGUUUUGUUCUGCAUCAAGGAGGUAUAACAGGAUGUCUUGUGUAGGUAAACAUUACAUAAAGUUUUUUUUCAGAACAGGCGGUGUAAUCAAGGUACAAAUGUAUACAGUAAGGAGAGAAAUUGUUUCUGUGAGUUUGAUGUAUUUUGCUUUGUCUUAUGCUGUAAAAAACAACCAAAUAUGGAAACCCCAGAAAAAUAAGAAUGUAGUUCUAAAAUUUGCAUUUUCAUAUGAUUGUAUUUCCAUUAUGCCUCUAAAUAUUGAUAAAACCAAAACCCAGCCUAUUAACAUGUGAUUGUGUUUGCCAUUAUGAUAACUUCUCACAAAAUAAAUCCUGUCAGUGUUUGGUCAACAGUAAUUGAUGUAAUUGCAAAUUUGUAAUUGUAAAAUGUAUUUUAUUUUAGAAAUGGAAAGAAAAGACAGCACUGCUUUCAUUUAUUUUUAAUGUUUGUAAGAUCAGGAUUUUAAUAAUUUUUUAAAAUUACAGAGGAAUGUUUUUGUAACAUUUGUUUUCAGUUAAUAAUGGUUAAAACUCUUUUUGAGCCAGAUUUUCAUAUUUCUGAUUAUUUUGCUGUUUGAUUCUUGAUUUUUAAUGUAUAGAUAAGUCAUGGAAAAUACAGUAAAGAACUUGGAAA